AUGGCGGAAUCCAACGCGGCGGCCGGUGCAGCUGCUACCAAUGGCAGCUCACACGAGCCACAUGUGAGAGAGCUCGAAUCAGAUAACACGGUGUCUCCGGUCAAACGCAAAGCGGAUGAUAGGGAUGACGACGCCAACGGCGACAAUAAGCGUCGGAAGGGUACGGCUCCUAUCAAGGCGGAAUUUCUCAUCAACGACCACCGCCAAGACCACACAGCAGAUGUGCCCUUACAGGAGCCUGCCGAUGAUGAUGCGGCUGAAGAAUUCCAUCACAAAGAUCGCCAGCCUGCCAGCAACAAUUCAAAGCAGAAGCGUCGGGAGAAGAAUCAAGGUCAGAACAAAGCCCGCAAAUUCGGUAGCUCUCGUGAUGAGGUUUCCUUGUGUGCCUCACGAAACCGCACGAACGAGUUUUCGCCAAAAGACUGCCGUUUCGGCGACAAGUGUAAGUUCGAGCACAACCUGAGAAACUAUCUCGCACGCAAGAGAGACGAUCUCGACACCUUUGGGAAGUUGUGCCCAGUCUUCGAGGUCAAGGGCAAAUGUCCAGUCGGGUGGAAAUGUCUAUUUGUUGGAUCUCACUCCAAGGAGGUUGAGCGCGAAGACGGACGAAAAGAGCUCGUGUUAUUGAGUGAAGACGCUGCCGACGUAAAUGACGGCGGAGAUGAGGACAAUGAGAGCGGCGUGGCCAAUGCUCUGAGCGCACCGCAACGCAUUGCCCUGACCAAGAAGAACUUUCCAACGCCCCGAUCCGACAAGUACCUGCAGUACAUGUCGUCCCUGUCAGACGAGGCACGAACUGGCGAUAGCCGCCCCAAGACCACGCUCCGAAAUUCGUCUUCUCCAGAGCCCGAGGGCCAGCACGAUGAUGCCGACAAGAAGGACAAUGCCGCGAAAUAUGUCGAGCCUGCUCUCCGACCUUCUGAAAAGCGACGUCUCUACUUUGGCCCUGAGACACCUGUUCUUGCACCCCUUACAACUCAGGGCAACCUCCCAUUUCGCCGUCUGUGUACCUCUCUCGGCGCCACCUUCACCUACUCCGAGAUGGCUAUGUCUAUGCCUCUCCUGCAGGGCCAAAAGUCGGAAUGGGCUCUCCUGAAGGCCCACGAGUCUGAAAUCCGCCCACCCACCUUUACUGCCGCCGGACAACCUAACAUCGUCUUCAACUACGACCAGUCCCGCGAUCUGCACUUCGGCGCACAAAUUGCCGCCAACAAGCCGUGGCUCGCUUGCAAGGCUACAGAGAUCCUCACCACUCUCCUUCCUCGUGGACUGCGCUGCGUUGAUCUCAACGUCGGCUGCCCAAUCGAUCUCGUGUACCGCGAAGGCGCCGGAUCCGCACUCAUGGACUCCUCCCGCAAGCUCGAAACGAUGCUGCGCGGCAUGAACUACGUCUCCGGCGAAACACCUAUCACCGUAAAGAUCCGCACGGGCACGAAAGACAAAACACCCACUGCCCACCGCCUCGUCGAGCGCCUCGUGCUUGGCAGUAACGCCUCGCAGCACCAAGCAGCUACGGACCCUUGCGGUGUCGCGGCGAUCACGCUGCAUGGUCGCUCGCGCCAACAGCGCUACACGCGCAGCGCCGACUGGGAAUACAUCUCGAGCACCGCUACACUCAUCAAAUCUCUGAAUGCUCAACGCGAGCGCGAUCUCGACACCAUCCGCGCCGCCGACGCCAGAGAUCAAGCUAAUAGCGCGUCCUCCGACUCGGAGCCCGGCAAGGUCUUCUUCAUCGGAAAUGGCGACAUCUACUCCCCAACCCACUACAACGAUCACCUCGAGCACGCCAAAGUCGACGCCUGUAUGCUCGCCCGCGGCGCCCUGAUCAAGCCAUGGCUCUUCGAAGAAAUCACCUCCAACUCCGGAACCGACAUCGACAAGUCCUCGACCGAACGCCUGCGCUACAUCGAGCAAUUCUGCCGGUACGGCCUCGAAGCUUGGGGAUCCGAUGAGAUCGGCGUUGGUCAGACUCGGCGGUUCCUGCUAGAGUGGUUGAGUUUUGCUUGCCGCUACGUGCCUGUGGGUUUGUUAGAGGUGCUGCCGCCGAAUAUUCAAGACCGACCGCCGCGGUACAAGGGCAGAGAUGAGCUGGAGACAUUGUUGUCUAGCGACAACUUUCGGGACUGGAUCAAGAUCUCGGAGAUGUUCUUGGGCAAGGCGAAUGAGGGGUUCAGGUGGGAGCCGAAGCAUAAGAGUAAUGCUUAUGAUUCACAAAUGCAGGGGUGA
This is a messenger RNA of Cyphellophora attinorum, 2226 nucleotides long. RefSeq names its product tRNA-dihydrouridine(47) synthase [NAD(P)(+)]. The record is from RefSeq and is a predicted model, not a curated record. The coding region runs from base 1 to 2226 and encodes 741 amino acids. The transcript has a single exon. NCBI's taxonomy places the organism in Eukaryota, Fungi, Ascomycota, Eurotiomycetes, Chaetothyriales, Cyphellophoraceae. Gene Ontology annotation, biological process: tRNA processing. Gene Ontology annotation, molecular function: metal ion binding; flavin adenine dinucleotide binding; tRNA dihydrouridine synthase activity.